Messenger RNA from Thalassophryne amazonica, 5053 nucleotides. It is a transcript of the gene adamts6, whose product is annotated as ADAM metallopeptidase with thrombospondin type 1 motif, 6. Gene Ontology annotation, molecular function: metalloendopeptidase activity. Bases 547 to 3918 code for a protein of 1123 amino acids. Gene Ontology annotation, cellular component: extracellular matrix. The record is from RefSeq and is a predicted model, not a curated record. NCBI's taxonomy places the organism in Eukaryota, Metazoa, Chordata, Actinopteri, Batrachoidiformes, Batrachoididae. Gene Ontology annotation, biological process: extracellular matrix organization; proteolysis. The transcript has 26 exons.
AGGGCUGAGACUUUGCAGAGCUGAAUAAGGGUUUUUGUAGGUGAGACAGUGUCUGGACUGAGAUUCUGCCCGUGUGUUUGCUCUGAAGGGGGGAAGAAUCAGAUUGCAGGAUGGCAGAAGGACCCUAAAGGAUCUGAAAAGAGGAGAGCAGAGGUUUGUGCGUGGAACUUGAGAAGCAGCGGCAAGUCUUUUGUCUUGAGGUCUCCCCGCACAGUUGGACCGGAUCUGACCAUGAAGAUGAGCAUGGAACGCAGGUUGAUCGGCCAAGCCAAAUUUCCAAUAUAGACUUCCUUUCUUGGACCUACACCUGAACUGAUUUGGCUGAUGGAUGAUAUGAAUGCAGAGGUGAUUCCCAGCAAGAUGUGGAAGUGCUGGCAUUCAGGGGAGAUCUAGACCUGGAUGAGCCAUCGAGCACCACAUCAAGAAGCUUUUGCAGUGAGAAACCAUGGAUUUGUUACACCGUAGCAUCCGACCCUUCCUAUGCGUUUGACUGGUUUGUAGCAUCCUCUGCCCCACCACAUCCCAUGUCAGAUCUUUCCCUGAAUUAUGGAAAUUUUGUGGAAGAUGCUGACUUGGACGUUGAGCCUGGUGGUAAUGGGAGCUUCGGAAUUGGAAAGCAUCAGCAGACUUUCACACAAAUCUCAAGAGGAGUUCCUGUCCUACCUGCAGCACUAUCAGUUGACUGUCCCGGUGCGGGUGGACGAGAACGGUGAGUUCCUGAGCUAUACCCUGAAGCACCACCGGCCGGGCCGACGGAGACGGGGUGCACCAGACUCUGUGACGGCGCCCACCCUGGAACAAGACCUACCCGACUCUCGCCUCUUCUACAGACUCUCGGCCUACGGAAAACACUUUUACUUGAACCUGACACUCAACCCGCACCUGGUGUCAAAACAUUUCACAGUGGAGUACUGGGGCAGAGAGGGGGUGGACUGGCGUCACAACAUGGUAGAUAACUGUCACUACGUUGGGUUUUUGCAAAAUCAGCUUGGCACAACCAGAGUGGCGCUUAGCAACUGCAGGGGCCUGCACGGUGUUAUAACAACAGAGGAAGAACAGUAUUUAAUAGAGCCAUUAAAGAACAUAUCCUCUACAACCAGCAGUGAGCGGAACCUGGACCAAGCACAGCCACAUGUUAUUUAUAAAAUGUCUGCCAUUCCCUCACCGCAAGAGCCUAGCCAGGAGUUCAGCUGUGGCAUUUCAGACCUCAUUAAAAACAGCGCCCCCUGCCAGAGUAUCUCAUCUUCCGUUGUCCCUAAAAAUGACAGCGAGCUGUCGAGCAGCACUCACAGGCAGAGGCGCUCUGUCAGCACUGAGCGUUUUGUGGAGACCCUCGUAGUGGCGGAUAAAAUGAUGGUCGGUUACCACGGACGCAAAGACAUUGAGCACUACAUCUUGUCUGUGAUGAAUAUUGUUGCCAAACUUUACCGUGAUGCCAGUCUAGGAAAUGUUGUGAACAUUAUCGUGACCCGGUUGAUCGUUCUGACUGAAGAUCAGCCUAAUCUGGAGAUUAAUCAUCAUGCAGACAAAUCUCUAGACAGUUUCUGUAAAUGGCAGAAGUCCAUCCUGUCUCAUCAUGGCAACAGUAUUCCAGAAAAUGGGAUGGCUCACCAUGACAACGCCGUUUUAAUCACCCGGUACGACAUCUGCACCUACAAGAACAAACCCUGCGGCACUCUAGGCUUGGCUUCAGUGGCUGGAAUGUGUGAGCCUGAGAGGAGUUGUAGCAUCAAUGAAGACAUCGGCCUUGGCUCUGCUUUCACCAUUGCACAUGAAAUUGGCCACAAUUUCGGGAUGAACCAUGAUGGCAUCGGCAAUUCCUGCGGCACCAAAGGCCACGAGAUGGCUAAACUGAUGGCCGCUCAUAUAACGGCUAACACCAACCCUUUCUCCUGGUCUGCCUGCAGCAAGGACUACAUCACCAGCUUCCUGGACUCAGGUCGAGGAACGUGUCUGGACAAUGAACCUCUGAAACAAGACUUCCUGUACCCAACAGUGGCCCCGGGGCAGGUGUACAAUGCAGACGAGCAGUGCCGCUUCCAGUACGGAGCCACUUCCCGCCAGUGCAAGUAUGGGGAAGUGUGUAGAGAGCUCUGGUGUCUUAGCAAAAGUAACCGCUGUGUUACCAACAGUAUCCCCGCUGCAGAAGGGACUCUGUGCCAGACCGGCAGCAUUGAGAAAGGGUGGUGCUACCAGGGGGAGUGUGUUGUGUUCGGUACCUGGCCUCGGAGCGUGGACGGGGGCUGGGGGCCCUGGUCACUGUGGGGGGAGUGCAGCAGGACCUGUGGGGGCGGUGUGUCCUCCUCCAUGAGGCACUGUGACAGCCCAGCUCCUUCUGGAGGAGGCAAGUACUGUCUGGGCGAGAGGAAGCGCUACAGGUCCUGUAACACUGACGCCUGUCCUGUAGGAUCUCGUGAUUUCAGAGAGAAGCAGUGUGGAGAUUUUGACAGCAUGCCUUUCCGAGGGAAGUAUUACAACUGGAAACCUUACACUGGUGGUGGUGUCAAGCCGUGUGCACUGAACUGCUUGGCAGAGGGCUACAACUUCUACACCGAGCGCUCGCCUGCAGUCAUAGACGGCACCCGAUGUCAAGCCGACUCUCUGGACAUUUGUAUCAAUGGAGAGUGUAAGCACGUGGGCUGCGAUAACAUCCUGGGCUCCAGUGCUAAAGAAGACCGAUGUCGUAUGUGUGGAGGAGACGGCAGCACGUGUGAGGUCACAGAGGGGCUGUUCAACGACUCCCUUCCCCGAGGAGGCUACAUGGAGGUGGUGCACAUCCCCAAAGGUUCGGUCCAUAUCGAGAUUAAAGAAGUCGCCUUGUCAAAGAAUUACAUCGCUCUGAAAUCUGAAGGGGACGAUUAUUACAUCAAUGGGGCGUGGACCAUUGACUGGCCCAGGAAGUUUGACAUUGCAGGGACAGUCUUCCACUACAAGAGACCCACUGAUGAACCGGAAUCUUUAGAGGCCCUGGGAGCGACCUCUGAAAACUUGGUUGUCACGGUUCUGCUUCAGGAAGAGAACCUGGGAAUACACUAUAAGUUCAACGUGCCCAUCCAGCGCACAGGAAGUGGGGACAACGAGGUGGGCUUCUCCUGGCACCACCUGCCCUGGUCAGAAUGCUCAGCCACCUGCGCAGGAGGCUCCCAAAGGCAGGAGGUGGUGUGUAAGCGGCUGGAUGACAACUCAGUGGUCCAGAACAGCUACUGCGACCCAGACAGCAAAGCUCCAGAGACCCAGAGAGACUGCAACACUGAGCCGUGUCUCCCCGAGUGGUUUAUUGGAGACUGGUCAGCAUGUGCACAGACGUGUGAUGGUGGAAUAAGAACCAGGACAGUUCUGUGUAUCAGGAAGAUUGGCCCUGCUGAGGAGGAGACACUGGAGGACAUCCACUGUCUGACCCAACGCCCUAUAGAACAAGAGUCUUGCAACAACCAGUCCUGUCCUCCAAAGUGGGUCACUCUUGAUUGGUCAGAGUGCACGCCUAAAUGUGGUCCUGGUUUUAAGCACCGCAUCGCCUUGUGUAAAAGCAGCGAUCUGACCAAGACCUUCCCUCCGGCCCACUGUCCAAGCCACAACAAACCUCUGGUCCGACUCCGCUGCAGUUUAGGACGCUGUCCUCCACCUCGUUGGAUCCCUGGUGAAUGGGGACAGUGUUCAGCGCAGUGCGGCCUGGGCCAGCAGAUGAGGGCGGUGCAGUGUCUGUCUUACACCGGACAGCCGUCAAACGAGUGUGCAGAGUCCCAGCAGCCAGCCACCAUGCAGCAGUGUGAGAGCAAGUGCGACGCCACACCCAUCUCCAAUGGCGACGAAUGCAAAGAUGUAAACAAAGUGGCGUACUGCCCGCUGGUGCUGAAGUUCAAGUUCUGCAGCCGUGCGUAUUUCAGACAGAUGUGCUGCAAAACCUGCCAGGGACACUGACCUUCAGAGCACACGAGUGACGCGCAGCGAGAGAGUGAUGGAGGGAGGCUGAGACGGCUCUGACGGCACGAGGAGACGUAAACACAGCAGAGAGAAAAAACAAAACCUCAGAGAGCCAGACGGGUUCAGGACAGAAGGAGCUCCCUGUUCAUCGUGGUGGAAUCCAAACCACUGCUCAGCACGCGGUGCUGACAUGAGCAUCGUUUAAAAUGUUCACUUCUGUGAAGUGGAACUCAGACGAUUGUUGCUGCUUUGCUUUGAGGUCACGGCCUUCCCAGGCUUCUGGUGCUAUCAAGUGGCUGCUGCCAUCAAACCUGUUCCACUGUGCUUAAAGAGGAGUUGGCACUGAACACUCUGAAGGUGCCACUCCAUCGGUAAAUGCCCGUCAUGUUAUCGCCUCCUUUGUACCCGUUUGUACCUCACACUGGGAGUAUUUCUUUGUUGACCAGUUAUGUUUUUUGUACUACCAGCAAACGGACACUCACCCUCUUGUUUGUCUCGUUGUGUAUAAAUGAAAGCCAUUACCCACGUGACAUUGCUGCUGGUGUUGGGGUUUUGAAAGGGAGCUGCCUAUGAAACGCCUCCAUCACGCACUUGUUAUGGAGCUCAGAGUCCUUGUGCGAGGAUCUCGUUGGAACUCUGAACAACUUCGCUAGUUUCUAUUUUGCUGCUGCUACGUUUUGUAGCCACCUUCAGUAUGACUGUAUCGGGCAGAUUUCAUCGCUUAGCAAACUCUCAAACGAGGCAGAGUGGAAAGGACAGUCAAAGCUAAAAAGCCUUUUUGAAAGCAUUUGGCUUCAUGACCCAUUUCCACAAAAAAUCCUGAAGAUGAACUCUGCUGGCUUUGGAAUACAAAGCCUCGGGAAGUGAAAUCAAUCAAACUGUUACUCAUUGCUGUGAAGUCGGAUGUUUGAAUGUCACAUUGCUUAAACCGGCGUCUAAAGUGCGAGAGAAAUGAAAGUCAUGGUGACUUGCUGCAUAUAUUUUAUAUUCAGUAUUAAUGUUGUUACACUGUUACUAAUUUUUUCAAAUGUAAAUUAUAUGCUAAUUUAUUGCAUUGUCUCACUUGUACAUUUAUUUCACUGCAUGCAAACUGAAAUUUAGCAUCGUGAGGGGUAAAUAGUGCAGUGAAUUA